Molecule: messenger RNA, 2322 nt
Organism: Nylanderia fulva
Lineage: Eukaryota; Metazoa; Arthropoda; Insecta; Hymenoptera; Formicidae
Gene: YME1L
Product: ATP-dependent zinc metalloprotease YME1L
Biological process (GO): mitochondrion organization; protein quality control for misfolded or incompletely synthesized proteins
Cellular component (GO): mitochondrial inner membrane
Molecular function (GO): ATP-dependent peptidase activity; ATP binding; metalloendopeptidase activity
Source: RefSeq, a predicted model, not a curated record
UCGAUGAAUUAUCGAGUUCGUGCCUUUGACGGCUAACCAUCAAUUGGCUCCGCAUUCAAAACACAGUCGGCAUUAAAAUAAUUACUCAAUGUUUCAAUAAAUUGCCAAGUGUGAUUAGUCACGUGACUAUAUAGUUAUAAAAAAAAAUUCCGUGACCAAAAAUUCUGUUCGCGGUGGAGCACUCGCGUGGACCGAUCCGGACACAUGAUCGAUCGUUUUUUUACGUCGAGAUCCGUCACUGCCUGAUUUUCCAUUUACGAUCGUUCUUCGAUCGUCUCCGAUUUCUGCAAAUCCACACGAUUUUUUCUUGAGAAGUACCCGAGAUUAUGAUAUCUCUUCAAUCUCACAAUCAGGUUUUAUACCAUUUAACGCAGCUAACAUUAGCCGUCACUCCUAGGACAACUUCAUAUUCAGUCCAAGUUAAGAAACAGGAUGAAUCCUUGCAAAAGAAUAAAACAGAGGAGAUGGCAAUUUGCCAAGAUAGUCUCGAGGAGGCGGCAAAAAAUUGUACUGAACUACUGGAAAUGAAUUUAAAUGUUUCAAAUGCAUUAACAAUGAAGAACAAUAAGGUGUGUGUGAUGUUAGAUGAUCUAGGUAUCAAUGUAUUUAGAAGAUCUUUGGAAGAAAAUAAGUGGAAAGUGUCUUAUAUAUCUGGCCUAAGUUUUGCUGACAACAAACGUGGCUUCCUGUGCUCCUUGUUGACAGAGUCCAGUAUUCUACCAGUCAUUCAUCUAACAUCAAAACAACAACACAGACUGUUACACACUUGGUAUGCCAAAGUGCUACAAAAUCAUAUGCCAAUUCGUACGUUCAAAUCUCAACGCAGUAUAAAAAUGGAACUUGAGCAAAGUCCAACAUUCAUGAGUAGAAUAAAAAAAUGGUUCGGUCUAUCUUCUAAUCUUAAUGUGAGCUUGGUACAUGAACCAAAAAGUUCGGACUUUGAAAAAUUAAAACAGAUCUUUAACAAUACUGAUGCAACAGUAGAUGAGCAGAAGAGAAUAAAAAUGGCUUUUGUGGAAGGAUACGAAUCCGGAUUGCAACGGCAGAUGCGAGGUCGAACAAUGUUAUUCAAAAUCGUGCAAAAUAUAAUAGCUGUCUCUACAAUUAUCCUUCUAAUUUUACUUUAUCUUAAUUAUCCAGGAGGAGGAAUAUUUAAGCUUCCUAUGAGUCACAGAAUUGAGAUCGAUCCCGAGGACAUCCAUGUCACUUUCAAUGAUGUUAAAGGGGUGGAUGAGGCAAAGCAGGAGCUUCUGAAUGUAGUGGAAUUCUUGAAAAACCCCGACAAAUUUUCUGCUCUUGGCGGAAAGUUGCCCAAAGGUGUGCUGUUGGUCGGUCCGCCAGGCACAGGAAAGACAUUAUUAGCUCGCGCAGUCGCUGGAGAAGCCGGUGUACCGUUCUUCCAUGUGGCAGGUCCUGAAUUCGACGAGAUCCUAGUUGGUCAAGGCGCUCGACGUGUUAGAGAUUUGUUUAGGGCUGCAAAAGAAAAAGCGCCAUGUGUAGUUUUUAUUGACGAGAUCGAUUCCGUGGGUGCAAAAAGAACCAACUCGGUUCUCCAUCCUUAUGCAAAUCAGACUAUUAAUCAGUUACUUUCCGAAAUGGAUGGCUUCCGUCAAAAUGAAGGUGUCAUAGUUCUUGGUGCUACAAAUAGACGCAAGGAUCUUGAUAAAGCAUUAAUGCGUCCAGGCCGUUUCGAUGUUGAAAUUUAUGUUAAUAAACCCGACUACUUUGGCCGCAAGGAGAUACUAGAUCUCUACUUAUCAAGAAUAUUAACACAUGAUGUUGAUACAGUUUACCUGGCACGUUGUACUACCGGAUUUACCGGAGCUGAUCUUGAAAAUAUGAUAAAUCAAGCCGCACUGCGCGCAGCGAUUGAUGAGGCGGAUUGCGUCACUAUGAAACAUUUAGAGUAUGCUAGAGACAAAGUAUUGAUGGGUCCUGAAGGCAAGCUGAAGUUACGUGAUGAGGAAGUCAAUCGAAUCACAGCAUAUCAUGAAGCUGGACAUGCGCUAGUAGCAUUCUAUACUAAGGAUGCUACACCACUUCAUAAAGUUACUAUUGUUCCAAGAGGACCAUCGUUAGGUCAUACUUCAUAUAUGCAUGAAAAGGACGUUUAUCAUAUUACCAAGUCACAAUUAUUAGCUAAUAUGGAUUCCAUGAUGGGUGGCAGAGCUGCAGAGGAACUGAUAUUUGGUCCAGAAAAAGUGACAACUGGAGCUUCUUCUGAUUUAGUGGAGGCAACAAAAUAGCAGAAUUGAUGGUAAAAAAUUAUGGUAUGUCAGAAAAAGUGGGAUUUAGAUCAAUAAUAGAGAAUAAGAAGCUAUU